AGCAAACGCGCUAAUGGAGACCGCCGCUCGCAACCGAGGGCCUGCCGUUGGCCUUCGACGUGAAGCGCAGGUAUAACCGCAAGUCACAAAGACAUGAUCGCUAUAAGCAGGUCGUGGCUGUUGUCGGCACCAUAAUCAACCAACAGUCAAAAUAAAGCCCCUGACCUCUCCCUGUUUUCUCGAUCACUUCUUCAUCUCAACUCUUGACAAUUGCGACGUUCCCCCACCAUUCUUACCCCACGUUCGUAUCAACCACCGACAACACAGUGAACAACAUGGCGCCCGGCGCAAUUCAGACUGAGGCUGUGCCUGCAAGCAAUGGCACGUCUCUGAAGCCCACCGCGCGCUCGUUCCACCCUGCUGGCACUCCUGAUCCCUCAAAGUACCAUGCGUCUUCAUCUUCUGAGGCGACAGCAGCGGAAGCCAAGUAUGCCGCGCACAACUACCACCCUCUCCCAAUUGUCUUCUCUCGCGCAAGUGGGUGCAGCGUCUGGGACCCCGAGGAGAAGCACUAUCUUGACUUCCUCUCUGCAUACAGCGCUGUCAACCAGGGCCACUGUCACCCUGAGCUCGUCAAGGCCUUGACCGAGCAGGCUUCGCGAUUGACACUCAGCAGUCGUGCAUUCUACAACGAUGUGUUCCCACGCUUCGCCGAAUACGCUACGACGCUGUUUGGAUUCGACAUGAUUCUGCCCAUGAACACUGGCGCUGAGGCUGUUGAGACCGCCGUUAAGGUUGCGCGCAAGUGGGGAUACAAGGUCAAGGGAAUCCCGCAAAACGAGGCUCUGAUCUUCUCUGUUGAAGAGAACUUUCACGGACGUACAUUUGCUGCGAUCACGAUGUCCACCGAUCCCGAGUCUCGCGAGAACUACGGACCAUACCUGCCUAACAUCGGCAGCAUCAACCCCUCGACUGGUAAGGCCAUUCGCUAUAACAAUGUGGAUGAUGUUCGUGAGCUUCUUGAGAAGCAUGGCAAGAACACUGCUGCAUUCCUUGUUGAGCCCAUUCAAGGUGAGGCAGGUAUCGUUGUCCCUGACGACAGCUACCUGAAGGAAGUCCGCGCGCUCUGCGAUAAGCACAAUGUUCUUCUUAUUUGCGAUGAGAUUCAGACUGGUAUCGCAAGGACCGGCAAGAUGCUCUGCUACGAGUGGAGUGGUAUCAAGCCAGAUCUUGUCCUGCUUGGUAAGGCCAUCUCUGGUGGCAUGUACCCCGUGUCGGCAGUGCUAGGUUCCAAGGAGGUCAUGCUUACAAUCGAGCCUGGCACACACGGCUCAACAUAUGGAGGUAACCCGCUGGGUUCGGCUGUUGCUAUCCGUGCUCUAGAGCUGAUCCAGGAGGAGAACAUGGUUGAACGUGCGCAGAACAUGGGCAACAAGUUCCGCGAGGGUUUGAAGAACAUCAACAGCCCAAUGAUCACGACAAUCCGUGGCAAGGGUCUUCUGAACGCCAUUGUCAUCGACGAAAGCAAGACCAACGGCCACAGCGCAUGGGACCUGUGCAUGCUUUUCAAGGCCAAGGGUCUUCUGGCAAAACCCACUCACCAGAACAUCAUUCGAUUGGCACCACCCCUAGUCAUUACCGACGAAGAGGUUGAGAGCGCUCUUAAGAUUAUCAAGGAAGCUAUGGAGGAGUUGCCAAACCUUUAAGGGCAAGAAGCAGAAGGAAGUCAUCCCCGACCCCAGCGAGAAGAACUUUCACGUCGGAGUGGAUAACUGAACGAGUGGACUAAUGGGCCUCUUGAUUCUAUGAUACCCCGCGAGAUCUGAUGGCCGCUUUGGCCCGCUUUGGCGUUGUUAGGCACGACUGCACAAUGUGCAGUACAUUUACAGUCACUAGAGGUGAAUCUGCAUACAAGCAUGGCUCUGCGCGCAGGCUUUAGUUUGAAGCAAGUCAGUACCACACAAAAUUGCAUGCAACUU
Messenger RNA from Macroventuria anomochaeta, 1919 nucleotides. Its product is annotated as ornithine aminotransferas-like protein. The coding region runs from base 276 to 1646 and encodes 456 amino acids. Lineage: Eukaryota; Fungi; Ascomycota; Dothideomycetes; Pleosporales; Didymellaceae. Gene Ontology annotation, cellular component: cytoplasm. Gene Ontology annotation, molecular function: pyridoxal phosphate binding; identical protein binding; L-ornithine transaminase activity. The record is from RefSeq and is a predicted model, not a curated record. The transcript is spliced from 4 exons.